AUAUAGUGAAUGCACAGGAUCGUCCAGAGCGGAUAUAGUCCAAUCACGAGCGGUCCAGGGAGAGCGGAUAUAGUCAAUGAGAGCGGGUCCAGGGACCAGUCCAAUCACAGAGCGGGGCACAGACCGAUAUAGUGAAUGCAGAGCCACAGACCGGAUAUCCAAUCACAGGGGCCCAGACCGUCCAUAUCACAGAUGCGGGGCCCAGAGACCGUAUAUGAAUGCAGGGCCCAGACCGGAUCCAUAUCAAGCGGGGCCCAGACCGAUAUAUCACAUGCGGGGCCCAGACCGUCCAAUCACAUAGUGAAUGCAGACCGUCCAAUCAGAGAGAUAGAGUGAAUGCAGGGGUCCGGGGACCGUCCAGAUAUAGUGAAUGCGGGGUCCGGGGAGAGCAGAUAUAGUGAAUGCAGAGACCGUCCAAUCACAGAGAGAGACAGACCGUCCAAUCACAGAGAGACACAGACCGUCCAAUCACAGAGAGACACAGA
This is a messenger RNA of Staurois parvus, 485 nucleotides long. Lineage: Eukaryota; Metazoa; Chordata; Amphibia; Anura; Ranidae. The record is from the annotation of a GenBank genome assembly.